UCUUUUUCUUUUUACUUUGAUCAUCUUCUAAUAUGCUGGUGAAAACAGCGUCUCUACCCUUGAGUUACCUUUUAUUGGUCUUUUUCAAUGGUUACCUGUUGGUCAAUGGAGAUAAAGGUGGAACUAAUAUCGUGGUUCAAGGUAAAUCGCACGGAGAAGGAGGUGGUGGAUCGGUUGUGGUCAAUUCGCCGAAAAAAGGUGCUCAAAAUAUUGUGAUUCGUGAUUAUCGAGGAACCGUAGUUCUUAAUAGUCACAAAAAGGGUGGUGCUAAUAUUGUGGUGAACAGUCAUGAGGAGAAAAAGCCUCACCAUCACCACCAUGAGCAUCAUGAACAACACCAUGAACAGCAUCAUGAGCAUCAUGGUCAUCAUGCUUAUGAAUCACCUAAAAUGCUGCCAAUGUUGGGUGAAAGUGGAUCAACCUCAUCACAUGUACCAAGUAAAUUGGCUUUUGGUGCUCGAACAGUUAAACCUUAUGAAUCUGAGGAAACAGGGGAAGAGGAGCAAUUAGAACCAACCCCAACGGUAUCAAGGAAACGUAAGGGUGGAUCAAGUAAACAAGUUCUAAAGAAAAAGCUUAAGGCCAAAGUAGUUCGUGAACAAAGUGAGGAAACCGAAGAUGAGCAACCCAAAAUUCGUGGUCGAGCAAAAGGAGACGCUGAACCAGAAGCUGAACAAGAAUCAGAACCUGAAGCUGAUUCUUCAUCAUCUGAUGCCUAUUCACCCUCGGUGGCUGAAGAAGAUCCUUAUUCGGGUUAUCGUGAUGGACCAGGGCCAAUUCCUCAAACUGAUCGGAAAGGAUUAAGAGACUUGGAGAAAGGAGUUGAAUAUGGAGUUGCUCAAGUUGAACAACAAAUCGAACAGCAAAUCGAACAAGGUUUACUCGGACAAAUGGGCGAUGAAAGUUCAUCUGAUUCCAAUUCAGGUUCAUCGAAUCCAAACUCUGGUUCAAGUUCAUCUGGUUCUUCUGGUGCUGGUGAUUCAAGUUCACUUGAUAACUUGGGACUAACCGGAAGUGAUUCAGGUUCAGACUCUCCAGGUUAUUUCGCUUCGGGAUUUCCAUCAGUUGAUUCCUUUAAUACCGAUUCGUUGAAAGGAUUAACCCUAAGUGACGCUCUUUUUGGUACCACUGAUAAAGAUUCAUCUGGAUCUGGAUUAUUGGAUUUCCCUUGGACAAGAAGAUCAGAUAAUCCGGCAACAAUUAACACCGAAAAUAAAUCAACACCCAAAUAGAUAAUCAACAUUAAACACAAUCAAAUCAACGGGUUUUCAUUGGAUUAUUACUGAUCCUUCAUCUAAAAUAUUUCAAAAUUUCGUUCAUCAUCUCAUUAAAUCAUCAGUAACAAUUUAAAAUAUAUUCAAAUUGAAAGUAACAAUUAACAAAUUGGAUUUGUGAAGCUUAAAGAGUAAUCAAGCUCGAGCUGUUAGGUGAUGAGGAACGACAAACUCAACUUAAUUAUUAUUACAAAUAUAAAACGAUCAACAACAAUUAACUAAAAACAAAAGUAUUCACAAUCAUCUGUGACAAUCUAAAUCAAAUCUAAUCAUCACAAUCAAAGCUAAUCAAGUUUUCCCUUCGCUCUCUCUUUCUCAUCCCAGGUAAUGAAACAGCAAUCAAUCAAUUAACUAAUAAGCACUCGGCUGUUAAUUGAUGAUAAUUAAAUCAACAACAUAGUUAAUUAACCUUCAUCAUGUUUUUUUUUAUCUUCACCCAACUAAAUUGCAAACAAUUUAAUCAAACAUUUAAAACUAAAUCAUCUUCAAUUGUUGAGGAUUAAUUUUCUGUAUCAGCAAAUUAAUAACAUGAACCAAAAUAUGAUUAACAUUGAAAUGCCAAAUCAAAUCAAAAUUGCCAAUGUUGAUUAUUAUUACAAUUUAUUACAAUCGUUUAUAAAUAUUAUUAUUUAUAAACAAUCACAAUUGUUAAUCACAAUUAAUGAUUUUCCAGAAAAGAAACACAAACAAUUAAUUUUCUGAUUCUCAUAUUCAAUUGUCUUUCCAACAAUAUAAAUACUUUUAUCAUUAAGAUUUAAAUGGUUCGUUGAAACAUAAUUAAUAGUAACAAUUAAAUUAAUUCCUCUCCCAACCAACUCGAUUUAACUUUAAAUCAUAAUAUCAACAUUAUUAAUAAGUACUUGAGAUUAACUUAAUUGUAACAAUUGUCUCUCACUUUAAUUGAUUCCUAACCCAAAGUAACAAUUACAAUCAUCAUCAUAACAAUUAAUAUUGAUUGUUAGUAAUUAUUAUUAGCAAAGUAUCACAAUUAACUU
Messenger RNA from Panonychus citri (citrus red mite), 2269 nucleotides. Its product is annotated as protein bassoon-like. Lineage: Eukaryota; Metazoa; Arthropoda; Arachnida; Trombidiformes; Tetranychidae. The record is from RefSeq and is a predicted model, not a curated record.